Molecule: messenger RNA, 1000 nt
Organism: Dicentrarchus labrax (European seabass)
Lineage: Eukaryota; Metazoa; Chordata; Actinopteri; Moronidae
Product: complement C1q tumor necrosis factor-related protein 3-like
Exons: 5
Coding region: 46-687 (213 amino acids)
Molecular function (GO): protein binding
Source: RefSeq, a predicted model, not a curated record
GAAGGAAGAACAGUCAUCAUCUUUGACAUCUGCAUCAACUUCACCAUGAAGAUGCUAGCUGUGUCUGUACUUGUUGUUGCCAUGAUGGCUCUGACUCGUGGUGAUGACUCGUGUGAUUUCCUGAAAGAGUUUGGUGCCAUGAAAGAAAAACAGAAAGUUAUAGAAACCAGACUGACGGACAGUGAAUCCAGACUGAAGGACAGUGAAACCAGGCUGAAGGAUGGUGAAAUCAGACUGAAGGAGAGUGAAAACCAGAUUCUUGAACUGAAGAAAAAAGAAAAAAACAUGGUAGUGUUCAGUGCAGCAGCAGAAGGGAGUGGACACAUUGGACCCUUCAAUACAGAUACAACUUUAGUCUUCAAAGCAGUGAAAACUAACAUUGGCAAUGCCUACAGUCCAUCCACUGGUAUCUUCGCUGCACCUGUUCCAGGAAUUUACUACUUCACCUUCUUUUAUCAUGCCGCUGGAUCACAGGAAGUUUUUCUAACCCUCAUGAAGAACAACGAGGAUGUUGUCAGGACCGCUGAUCACAGAACAUCACAUGACGGGGCUGAUAACGGUGGCAAUGCAGUGUUCUUGCAGCUGAAGCAAGGGGACCAGGUGUAUUUGCGCUUACGUGCAAAUGCACAUGUGUGGGGAAUGCAGUACUUGACCACCUUCAGUGGUUUUCUGGUCAGUCAGGUUUGAACAGGGAAUAAAGAAAUGAUUUAUUUGUCAUUACAGUUACAAUUUCUAAUUUCUUUUAACAGAUCUGAAAUUAUUAUUAUUCACUUUUAAUUGAUUCCUAUUAUUACAGCUGCUUUAAGUGCCCUUUGUACAACUUGGAUGUGUACAAGUAACUAUUAAACAGAUUACAGACUAUGUUACAGUGUGUUAUCUGGAAAGUUAGAUCAGAAUUAAUAAUAUACUUGUACUUAUACUUGUUAAUUAUCUACUAUCCACUUAUCUUGUUUUUCUCUUCAAAAUCAAUAAAGUCAAACUCUUUUGUUGCAUCUUAAAA